UAAUUAAUCAAAAUUAAGUAAAAUAACAGAAAUAGAAGAAAUUUUAUAUACAAUAAAAAAUAUGCAAGCUUCAAAAAAGAUCAAUGAUCAAUUGAAUAUUGCUCAUGAAAAUAAGAUAAAAAUAUAAGAAAUUUAUGAGAAAUAAGAAGAAGAAAGGAACCUGAAAAGAAAGGAAGCUAGAACAUUAUUUGAGUAGGGUAAAAUUAUGUCAAGUAUAAAUAGGCUAUGAAUUAUUUCAAAAUUACAAAAGGUUAUCAGUAGUUAAGAAUCAUUAAUAUAUGGAGGAUUUGAUGUUAUUUGACAACUCGAUUAAAUCAUUUGAUUCAGAUGAAAAAGUUUAUGAAUGGAAAGGUAGUAUUUUAGAAUUCAUAUUUAGGUUUCGCGUUAUAUAAUUUAAAGAAAUAUCAGGACAGUAUUGAAUGUUACGACAAGGCUCUUUCUAUAAAUCCUAAUAAUGAUAAUGUCUAAGGCAACAAGGGUAAUGAGCUUUCAAUUAUUUUUAUUAAGGUUUAUCAUUAAACAAGUUAAAUAAAUAUUAAGAAGCUAUUGAGUGCUAUGAUAAAGCCCUUUCAAUAAAUUCUAGUAAUGAUACCGUAUGGGGAAACAAGGGUACUGAACUUUCAAAUAUGUUAUUAAGGUUCAUCAUUAAAAAAGUUGAAUAAGCAUUAAGAAGCGAUUGAGUGUUACGACAAGGCUCUUUCUAUAAAUCCUAAUAAUUAUACUGUAUGGAGCAAUAAGGGUAAUUAACUUUCAAAUAUUUUAUUGAGGUUUAUCAUUAAAUGAGUUACAUAAAUAUUAAGAAGCUAUUGAGUGCUACGAUAAAGUUCUUUCAAUAAAUCCGAAGUAUCAUUCUGCCUUCAUAAAUAAAGGUAAAGUAUUAUUUUAAAACAGGAUUUGCACUAAAUUAGUUAAAACAAUAUUAGGAUGCAAUAAUAUGUUAUAAGAAAGCAAUUAUUUCUACAGAUCCUUUGAAAUUAAGACUAUUGGGUAUUAAUUCAUAAUAUUAAGGCGAUUCAUUACUCGAAUCAGGAUUGAAAGAUUAAGCUAAAUAAUCUUAUUUGGCUGCAUUGCGCCAAGGAUCAUCAGAGUAAAAAUAUAUAGAAGAAUAAUUAUAAAAGUUAUGA
This is a messenger RNA of Paramecium octaurelia, 1124 nucleotides long. Lineage: Eukaryota; Ciliophora; Oligohymenophorea; Peniculida; Parameciidae. The record is from the annotation of a GenBank genome assembly.